Trichomonas vaginalis G3 is the source of this 1185-nucleotide messenger RNA. Its product is annotated as MULE transposase domain-containing protein. The transcript has a single exon. The record is from RefSeq and is a predicted model, not a curated record. Bases 1 to 1185 code for a protein of 394 amino acids. NCBI's taxonomy places the organism in Eukaryota, Parabasalia, Trichomonadida, Trichomonadidae.
AUGAAUAAACCUGUUGAUCCUCUACCUAAUGUUGGUCAUUCAUGGAUUACUUAUUUACGAUAUGCCGUACAGUGUGAAAUGUUUGGAGGAUACAGAUAUUACAAAGAUCCACAAAAACAAUCUGAACAAUUUAAAAAACUUUAUCACAAAUGUGCUUAUAAUGGAUGUCAGGCUUGCUUUAUAUUCCUCAAGUCAUUUGAUUCUUACUAUUUUGUUUCUGCAGUGCAUCAUCAUGAUCAUUCACAACCGGAGGAUGUGGGGAAGUAUCAUAAAAUCAGUAUCUUCCUCAGGCCUUAUAUGAAACACUUCAUCGAAAAUGAUGGAGAUAAUUCUCAAAUUAUCAAUGAGUGUUACUCGAAGUUAGGGAUUCCACAAAAUCAUAAUUAUCCCUUCUUCGCUAUCAAGCAGGAUACUUUGAACAAUUAUAUAUCGGCAUACAGGAAAAAACUUCUUCAACUUCCAAAUAAUGGAAAAAAUCCAUAUUCAUCUUUUGAUAAAUUUGUUAAAGAAUAUGCACAACUUAAUCCAGAUGACAUAGCAUCUUUUACAGUCAACGAGUUUGAACAUCCUUCUGAGGUAUGUUUCAUAUUUGCUGAUUCAAGGAUGAUUCAGUUCAUUCAAGAUUCCGAUCUGCUCUUCCAUAUAGAUUCCACGUAUAAGAUUAUCUUCGAUAAACUUGUUUUCUAUGUUCUUUCAACAAAACUUGAUUUUACACAUGUUAUUCCACUCUUGUACUUUGCAAUCAAGCCAGAUACACAGGAAAACAUCAGUCUUUGUUUACAAAAGUUUUUCACUACUUUUCAAAUCACUCCUAAGUUUUUUAUGAGUGAUUGUGCCCUUCAGAUAUUUAAUGGAAUUAAAAUCACAUUUCCAAAUGCACAAAUUUUUUGGUGUGCCCUCUAUGUAAUGAGGGCACUUCGUAAAAAUCUUUAUAGAUUAUCAAAUGAAGAAACAAGAAAGGAGGUUGACAAACUGAUGAACAUUCUGUGUUAUACUAGAGAUUUACCUUCUGAAAAUGCAGAACGGUUAAUCUCUGAAGUUCAAGCAUUAAUUAUGGAUAAUGAAGACUUUAACAAAUAUUUUACUAAGCAAUGGUUGAAUCAUUGCGAGCAAUGGAUUUCAUCAUUUAAAGAAGGUGAUUUCACAUUUGUUAACAAUGUAUCUGAAGCCUUUUCAAACAUUUAA